This is a messenger RNA of Oryza sativa Japonica Group (Japanese rice), 2731 nucleotides long. RefSeq names its product BEL1-like homeodomain protein 7. The record is from RefSeq and is a predicted model, not a curated record. Gene Ontology annotation, molecular function: RNA polymerase II cis-regulatory region sequence-specific DNA binding; DNA-binding transcription factor activity, RNA polymerase II-specific. NCBI's taxonomy places the organism in Eukaryota, Viridiplantae, Streptophyta, Magnoliopsida, Poales, Poaceae. Gene Ontology annotation, biological process: regulation of transcription by RNA polymerase II.
UUCUUUAGGAUUUGUAGGGAGAUAGUGUUAGGCAGCGCCUUAUUGGUGGCAGCCGUAUAUUAUUGCUCAAGGAAAGAGUGAGGAGUUAGAACAACUCUAGUGUAGCCUACAGAGUGAAACCAAAAGAGAGAAGGAAAAAAAAUAACAAAAAGGAGUAGAUGCAGUUUUAGUUCUUAUUAUUCUAAUCUUCUCUCUUGUUGCAAUUUCUUUUUAGAAUCCUUGGGAUCAUCUCUGUCCCCGUUCUGGGUGGUUUCUGUCAUACUCCAGGAACUGUCUUGUUCUAGCUCUUUGCUUGGUCUGAAAGUCGAUUUCUGCACAGGUACUGCGAAAGCUUUGGGAAUAGUAUUGCAGAAAGCGCAGCAAUCUGAAGCUUACUGUCCAAGCCAGUUUGCAGCUGAAGCCAAAGACUGAAUCUUUCAUCAGGGUUUGAUAAUAUCAAAUACCCUUGUGAUGACAGAGUUAAUCAGUUUGUCUCGUCAUCUACGUGAUGAUUCUUCUUCAGUCUGUCUCUUCUUCUGCUUCUGAAGACGAUGGCCACAUUCUUCUCCUCUUCCACCAAUCAGAGAGACCUCACCGGCGGCGGCGGCGACGGAGGCGACAUGUCGUUCCAGCACUACCCACCGCCGUCUAACCCUUACUCGGACUCGUCGGCCGGCGGCCUGAUCCCGCUCCCGGCGAGCAUCGUGUCGCAUAGCCACAUUGCGCACGGCGGCGGCGACGAGCCGGCGGCGUUCAGGGAAGCGGCGACGGCGGACGGCGGCGAGAUGGGCCUGCAGACGCAGCUGCUCAUGGCGCACGGCGCGGCGGCGCGGGGACACCAGGGCGGGCUAUCGCUUAGCCUCGGCACGCAGGUGCCGGUGUCUCUCUACCAGUACAGGCCGGCGGGCAUGGCGGCCGCCUCGCUGCUCAGCCCGAGCCAGUCGUCGCCGAUGGCGGGGAGGAGCGCGCAGAACAGCAUCUACGUGCAGAACUCGAGGUUUCUCAGGGCGGCGCGCGAGCUGCUCGACGAGGUUGUCAAUGUCCGCGACGCGAUCAAGCGGAAGGGUGACAAGAACCAGGGCAAGGAUUCCGGCGAGUGCAAGGGCGGUGACGCCGCCGGCGACGACAAGGCCGGCUCGAACCCGCAGGAGCAGGAGAGCAAUUCAGCCCCCGAGCUCUCGCCGUCGGAGAGGCAGGAUCUCCAGAACAAGGUCACCGCGCUCAUGGCCAUGCUCGAUCAGGUUGAUCGGAGGUACAGGCACUACCACCACCAGAUGCAGAUCGUGAUGUCGUCGUUCGACGCGGUGGCCGGCGGCGGCGCGGCGAGGCCGUACACGGCGCUGGCGCUGCAGACGAUCUCCCGCCACUUCCGGUCGCUGCGGGACGCGAUCGGCGCGCAGGCGCAGGCGGCGCGGCGGGGCCUCGGCGAGCAGGACGCGUCGGCGCAGGGCGGCGGCGGCCUCUCCCGGCUGCGCUACAUCGACCAGCAGCUGCGGCAGCAGCGCGCCAUGCAGCAGUUCGGCAUGAUGCAGCAGCCGCAGCACGCGUGGCGCCCCCAGCGCGGCCUCCCGGAGUCCGCCGUCUCCGUCCUCCGCGCCUGGCUCUUCGAGCACUUCCUCCACCCGUAUCCGAAAGAUUCCGAGAAGCUGAUGCUUGCGAGGCAGACGGGAUUGUCCAGGGGGCAGGUAUCGAACUGGUUCAUCAACGCGCGCGUGCGGCUGUGGAAGCCAAUGAUCGAGGAGAUGUACAAGGAGGAGUUCGGCGCGGAGAUGGACUCCAACUCGUCGUCGGAGAACGGCGGCGGCGGCGGCGGCAAGGGCAAGGACGAGGCGAUCUCGUCGGAGGACCGCGACGAGUUCCAGAGCCCGUCGAGCGCCGCCGCGGCGAGGCACGCCGGCGUCGCGGGCCAGCUCAACAACCCGUUCAAGUCGGAGGCGAUGGGCGGCGCCGCCCUGGACGUCGGCGUCGGCGUCGUCGGCCUGUCCAGCUGCCUCGGCGGCGCCAUGGGCACGUACGCCACCGGCCUCAACCUGAACCACCACGUGCACCACCCCGGCGCCGGCGGCACCAGCCUACUGCACGACGCGCUGCACCACCACCACCACGGCGGCGGCGGCGACGCCAGGUUCGUCUCCUACGGCGACAUGGCCGACCUCGGCGGCGGCGGCGGCUACGACGGCGGCAGCGUGUCGCUGACGCUGGGCCUGCAGCACUGCAACAACGCCGGCCCCGUCCCGGCCGAGCAGCAGGGCCUGCUCUACGGCAGCGCCGGCGACUUCGACUACAUCAACGGCUCCGACGACCGGCAGCGGUUCGGCCCGGCGUCGCAGCUGCUGCACGAUUUCGUCGCGUGAUCAAAGCACGGCGCGCGAUGGAUGCAUCGUCUGCGGCGGCGGCGGCGGCGGCGGGGAAUAACGCAAGACGGCGUCAGAAGCCUGGGCCGGCCGGCCGGCGCCGUCGGCGAGGGUAUACAGGUAUACAAGCAAUAUACACGUACACUCGUGUGUUGUGUUGGGGGGGUAAGUAAAGUGAUCGAAGUAGGGGUGAUCAGGGGUGUAAUUGUAAAACUGUAUAUGAGAAGGGGGUGUAGCUUGCUGUAAAGAUAGAUUGGUAUUUUUGCUAGCUUGCAGAUUUCUCUACUGAUUGAUGCAUGGAUCAUUCAUAUAUAUAUAUGUGGUGAUGUGUUGGGUCAGAUUGGACCAGAUGUUCAAUGGAUUACUGUGAAUUGCAGCUACAAAUGUUUCAUGUUUUG